CACGGCCUCUCUCGAUUGACUUUCUUUCCAAUUCGAAUUAUCCGCAAUCAACGCCAUUGGACUUAACCAAACCUACUCAGCCAUCCGAGGUAACCUCAGGAAACCCACAGAAAACAUACAUGACAAAUUGUCGAUUGCAACUGGAAUGUGCGUCACGGAGAGAGCACUUCCCCACCUCUUCUCUAGCCGCAUCAAGUGUAGCGGACAGUCGAAUCCGAGUUGCUGUCAGAAGUGCUCGUGGACCUGCUGGGCCAGUCGGGCCACAGGGGUUACGGGGGCCACCCGGGCCUCCUGGUCCUAAAGGGGACUGUGCCAGAGAGUCAAACAAAUCCGCAAGCAGCAGUGCCAAAGAUGACCGCGAUAGAAAACUCAAACUGUUCCCCGUCGCACGCAAACAACGCAUACGUCAACGCGAUACUGCCGAGGCGCUGCCUGGAAGACAGGAAGUCGGAGAAGCUGUUUUUGAAGCCGGUAUGUCAAAGCUGGGUGGCCUGUUGGUGACAGAUACUUAUACUAGACGCAAAAGAUCCAACGAUGAUACAGCAGAGUACAUUUUGAAGGAGUUUUUUAUACCCAAAAGUAGGCCAUUUUCUGACAGAUUGGUUACGAUAGAAAGCUUUAUGGGCAGAUGUUCACUUCAACUACCUCAGACGAAGUUAGGUUCUUUAGACACCAAUUCCCAGGAGACGUUGAAAUGCGCUUCUGAGCCCAUUGAAUUGCUAUCCCCAUUUGAUGGCAUAGUGAUCGACUGGGAUCAUUUGGAAGGAGUUUCUACAGAACAACUUUGGAUGUAUUUCGAAACGGCGCUAAACAAUGAGACGUUCAGUCAAGCUAUAGAAGACCCAGCACCUGCUUCAUCGAGCAUCCAUUCCAUUGUAAGCUGGCGUCGACUGGUGGCCGAUCCGAGGGUUUCAACUAGUAAACCAGAAACUAGAACAGCAGACCGAUAUCUUCAGCGUGGCUCGAAACGAACCUGGACCAGAAAAGCGGAUUCAAGGGUGCCGGGAGGAGCUGCGGUUAAGAUUACCCUUAGCAUACACCUUUUGAUCUUCAUUGUGAUCAGUAUGCAACCAAUACGAUGA
This is a messenger RNA of Dicrocoelium dendriticum, 1082 nucleotides long. NCBI's taxonomy places the organism in Eukaryota, Metazoa, Platyhelminthes, Trematoda, Plagiorchiida, Dicrocoeliidae. The record is from the annotation of a GenBank genome assembly.